Perkinsus marinus ATCC 50983 is the source of this 3684-nucleotide messenger RNA. RefSeq lists its product as hypothetical. Lineage: Eukaryota; Perkinsozoa; Perkinsida; Perkinsidae. The record is from RefSeq and is a predicted model, not a curated record. Bases 1 to 3684 code for a protein of 1227 amino acids. The transcript is spliced from 23 exons.
AUGGAUUACAAUCGUCAUCACCAUAAUUCCGCUAUACCAGUGGUCGUUCUUUCUGCUUGUAGCAAUAUCUGUGGUGCGCGUCUCGAUAUACCGACAGUAUCAACUCUGAUCCAUGAAUAUAACGGUGUUGUCGCAUGGGACUUGGCAGCCAUUGCAGCUCAUGACAAGGUCGAUAUGAACCCUUCUACGCACUCUAACGGUUAUAUCGAUUUCGCAUUCGUAUCUCCUCAUAAGCUGAUCGGUGGUCCCGGUAGCAGCGGCCUCUUGUUGUGUAAGAAGAAACGACAGACUAACGCCGUGCCGACUGUCUGCGGCGGAGGCGUCGUUCUAUACGUGAGUCAGAGAGGUCAUCGGUAUCUGGCUAACUUCGAAGAGCGCGAGGAAGCUGGUACCCCCGACAUCCUCGGAUGCAUCAGAGCAGGUAUCGUCUACCAUCUUCAUAGGACGAUCGGUAUCGAGAAGAUUGCUGCUGCUGAGCAUAAAAUGGCCGAUCAUUUAUAUAAAAGGCUUCAGUCCCACAGCAAGAUUCAUAUACUCGGGCCCAAGGCAAGCUAUACUCGUUCUACCGCUUUUGACGAUCGUCUUAGGAUCGUUCUCACUGUGCUGGUAUUUUAUCCUUUAAUAUCUUGUAUAAUCACAGCAAUCCUUCCACAGGACACGGCCUUUGUAUCCUUCAGAUACCUCCAUUAUAACUUUGUUGCGGCUGUCCUAAACGAUUUGUUUGGCAUUCAAGCUAGGGGUGGCUGCGCUUGUGCUGGACCGUAUGCGGAAACCAUUCUCGGUCUCAGUGCUGAAAACGCCACCAAGUUCGAAGAAGCUGUCGGCUGCACAUUAUCCGAGAUUUUCAAGCCUGGAUUCGUUCGAAUUGGAGUGCACUUCACAAUGACCCAGGAAGAAGUGGACCUCGUCGCCGAUGCUAUUCUGUGGAUCGCCGAUAAUGGUUGGAUACUCCUCCCUUCGUACACUUUCAAGACCCGAUCAGGAGAGUGGUAUCAUAUCAGACGAGAUGAUAGGCAAAAGCUCAAGACUCUUUUGGAGACGUUUGUUCAAUCAUCCUUUCGGACAGGGGUUGAAUUGAUUUCUCUUGGGAACUGCUCCGCACGAUGUGGUGAGGGCAGUGCCCGUCGCUCAAGUCUGCCGGAGCACUCAAUCGGAGGCCACAAGCACGUCGAUGAGGACUCAGCAAUGGUUUCGCAAAAAGCUGAUGAGGUGUGCAAGAAGAUUCUGUCCGAGGCAGCCAUGGUCAAGCUCGACUUGCCACUAUUCGAUCCUAGUCUCAUCCACCUAUUGUGGUUCGCUCAUCCAUUUGAUGCUCAGCAGUCUAUCAUUCAAUCGAUGUCUUCAAGUGAACCGCCCGAACCUAUGGUUCGCACUGACCUAGACCUUUCAAACAUUGCGGAGAAGGCCCCUGGACAUGAGAUUAGUUCAAGACCCAGCGAAAGCAUCUUCAACGUUCGCUCCUGGAGUGAUGGAGUCGAACCUCCUAGAGGAGUCAAAAAGGUCAUGGAUUACAAUCGUCAUCACCGCGAUUCCGCUGUACCAAUGGUCGUCCUUUCUGCUCGUCGCAAAAUCCAUGGUGCUCGUCUUGAUGUUAUGAUAAGGUCGGCCCUUGUCUGUCCCCAACGAACUUUCAUGAUCGCGCUAUCACACGUCGAUAUGAACCCUUCUACGCACUCUAACGGUUAUAUGGGUUUCGCCCUCGUAUCUCCUCAUAAGCUGAUCGAUACUUCGUUCAGAAUAACCCAUUCUAAACUGGUCACUCAGGAUGCGAAGUUCCCGCUCUGCGCGACCUGCAGUACAAUCUAUGCUCGUAAAGAAAGCAGCAAAAAAGGCAGAAGUCUGACUAGUGUUGAGGAAUUCAUAUCCUCCACCGUCUGUCCUACGUACGUGGAAGUCAUCUCGGCUGAAUCCGCCGUCGUCAAGUCAUGCAGAUACGCGAACACUCACUCCAUGGCUUCGGCAACUGCUCGUCAAACGAUGCGUUACCGCGAAGACGCAAGGGAGGAGAUUCGUAAAUAUUUCAAUUGUACUGCCGAAGACUCCGUCAUUUUCUGUGGUGCUGGAGCUACGGCAGCUAUCGACAGGUUCAUUGGAAUCCUGUGCCACAGUCGAAUCUUUGCUACUGAUGCAUCUCCGAGAGGCCUCCGUCGGGCGGUCCGCUCAUCUCUAACAAACACAUUAGCUUUGAUCGUUGCCAUUCAGGUUUUGAUUGUAGAUCCGGCUGCUCAUCACAGCUCAUUACUCCCCUUCAGAGAGCUGGCUUCGAACUAUCCACUCGUCCGCCCAGCACCCACAGGUCAGAUCCAUGCAAAGGUCAUCAUGAAUCAUCCUUUGUUAGCUCUGGCGGCAUUUCUCAUGUGCUUCAAAGGUAACGAAUCCGCAGAUUUCGAAGUUGAACUCGAGACGCUACCUCUAUGCCCAGUCAAGGGUACUGCUUCUGUUGAGGGUCUCGAGAAAGCACUGAAGAAGGUCAUGGAUUACAAUCGUCAUCACCAUAAUUCCGCUAUACCAGUGGUCGUCCUUUCUGCUUGUAGCAAUAUCUGUGGUGCGCGUCUCGAUAUACCGACAGUAUCAACUCUGAUCCAUGAAUAUAACGGUGUUGUCGCAUGGGACUUGGCAGCCAUUGCAGCUCAUGACAAGGUCGAUAUGAACCCUUCUACGCACCCUAACGGUUAUAUCGAUUUCGCAUUCGUAUCUCCUCAUAAGCUGAUCGGUGGUCCCGGUAGCAGCGGUCUCUUGUUGUGUAAGAAGAAACGACAGACUAACGCCGUGCCGACUGUCUGCGGCGGAGGCGUCGUUCUAUACGUGAGUCAGAGAGGUCAUCGGUAUCUGGAUAACUUCGAAGAGCGCGAGGAAGCUGGUACCCCCGACAUCCUCGGAUGCAUCAGAGCGGGUAUCGUCUACCAUCUUCAUAGGACGAUCGGUAUCGAGAAGAUUGCUGCUGCUGAGCAUAAAAUGGCCGAUCAUUUAUAUAAAAAGCUCCAGUCCCACAGCAAGAUUCAUAUACUCGGGCCCAAGGCAAGCUAUACUCGUUCUACCGCUUUUGACGAUCGUCUUAGGAUCGUUCUCACUGUGCUGGUAUUUUAUCCUUCAAUAUCUUUUGUAUCCUUCAGAUACCUCCAUUAUAACUUUGUUGCGGCCGUCCUAAACGAUUUGUUUGGCAUUCAAGCUAGGGGUGGCUGCGCUUGUGCUGGACCGUAUGCGGAAACCAUUCUCGGUCUCAGUGCUGAAAACGCCACCAAGUUCGAAGAAGCUGUCGGCCGCACAUUAUCCGAGAUUUUCAAGCCUGGAUUCGUUCGAAUUGGAGUGCACUUCACAAUGACCCAGGAAGAAGUGGACCUCGUCGCCGAUGCUAUUCUGUGGAUCGCCGAUAAUGGUUGGAUACUCCUCCCUUCGUACACUUUCAAGACCCGAUCAGGAGAGUGGUAUCAUAUCAGACGAGAUGAUAGGCAGAAGCUCAGGAGUCUUUCGGAGACGUUUGAUCAAUCAUCCUUUGCGACAGGGCUUCAAUUGAUUUCUCUUGGGAACUGCUCCGCACGAUGCGGUAAGAGCAGUGCCCGUCGCUCAAGUCUGCCGUCAAUCGGAAGCCACAAGCACGUCGAUGAGGACUCAGCAAUGGUUAUGCAAAAAGCUGAUGAGGUGUGCAAGAAGAUUCUGUCCGAGUGCCAGGAUUCGUAUCAGUAG